UUUGAUUUUCUUGAUGAAAAGGGUCUUCUAAUUUAUGUUCAGUUCAUUUUAACACAGAUAUUUUGUUGAAAAAAAGUUACUUUUGAUUUGGUAAAUUAUGCAUGAAAUGUGAUUGUUACUGUUAUCAUUGAUAGGGACAGAAAUCCAAAGUACCUGAAUUCAUUGAAUAUGCAAGAAUAUGUAAUUCUCACAAAAUUAUGAAAUUUAUUCCUUGUUUAUAGCUUGGUUGGUAGAUGUCAUUGUUGUUACAGUUGCAUUUUUCAAUUGUUCUCCUUUCCCUAUCUUAUUUAUUCUCAAAAAACACCAACCUAGAAUGAGAGUUUAAAGUUUUAAACUUUCUUUGCUUACUUUCAUUGUCAUGGAACUUUUAAGGUUCAAUAAGUCUUAAUUUUAAACUGAAUCCUGUGGCAAAUUCCUAAUGAUGACGUUUAUUAUCUGAUUCUUGCUUUUUCUAGAGACUAAUAUCAUGUAUUUUAGAUUUCCAACUUUAUAAUUGUUUAUCAGAGCUAUGAAGAUGACCCAAUUAUGGGAUACAACCAAAACCACACGAAAUGCCUAACAAUAUCAGAAAGUUGGGAUGAAGGAGAAUCAGGAAACAGCAUAGAAACCAGUGUACAAGAUUACAGGGAUAAACCAAGUUCAAGAAAAGGGGUACUACUACCUUGUGGUUUUACCAACCUAGAAUCUCACAUAUGUCCUGUUGAUGACACCAAAUCCGUAACCGGUUCUUGUGCAAAUCAUAUAACUGUUCUUCAAACAUCGCCUACGAACGAAAGCUACAGGUGUAAGAGAAGAAACAGUUUAGAGGAUUCUAAAUCAGUAUCCUCCUGCAAUAAAUGUAACCCUGCAAUUAUAACUAGUGAACUGGAGAGUGCAAGGAACAGCAAGAGCUCCAAUAUUGUUGUUCCUGCCACAGAUUCCCACUCGUCGUUUCAGUCUGAAACAAAAAGCAAAGGGGUGAUUUCGUGGUUGUUUCCUCGGUUAAAGAAGAAGCAUAAGAAUGAGAAUUCUCCUAAUAGAGCAGAAUCUGAGGAUGUUUCUCAGGUUCUCAAGGACAUAGGAAUAAUGUCAAUUGAGGCAUUGAAGAAAGAGUUGAUAGAAGCGAACGAGAAUAGAGAUGUGGCGUUGAUGGAAGUUUCUGAGAUGCGAUGUUCAUUGGGAGAGUUGAGACAGAAGAUGGAGUACUUGGAGAAUUACUGUGAAGAGCUGAAGAAAGCUUUGAAGCAAUCCAUGCAGACACAGGCAAGGGAUUCUCAACUUUGUGAACAGAUUAAGCUUAGUAAUCUUCCUCAGAGAGGGAAAUCAAUUGACGGAAAUGAUGAAAAUUCAAUGCCUGUGAACGAGGAAGUAAUGAUAGAGGGAUUCUUGCAGAUAGUAUCGGAGUCAAGAUUAUCAGUGAAGCAGUUCUGUAAGAACCUUAUAAACAACAUUGAAGAAACUGAUCACUCAUUGAUAGAAAAUUUGAACUCGCUUCUUCAACCGUAUAAGCUGUCUCUAAAUUCCAAGUACUCAAAGGCAGUUCUGUAUCAUUUUGAAGCUUUCAUAAAUCAGGCUCUCUACCAAGACUUUGAGAAUUGCAUUUUUCAAACGAACGGAUGCUCAAAAUUCAUAGACCGUCAUGAAGACCGCCAAGCGAAAUUCUCGUCAUUCGUUGCUCUUAGGAAUUUGAGCUGGAAUGAAGUACUGAGAAAGGGAACAAAAUAUUACAGUGAAGAGUUUAGCAAGUUUUGUGAUCAGAAAAUGAGUUGUAUUACCAGUACUCUAAAUUGGAUUAGGCCUUGGCCUGAACAGCUCCUUCAAGCUUUCUUUGUGGCUGCAAAAUGCAUGUGGUUGCUACAUUUGCUUGCAUUUUCUUUCAACCCACCACUGGGAGUUUUAAGGGUCGAAGAGAAUAGAACCUUUGAUCAUCGCUAUAUGGAAGAUAUGAGUCCAAGGUCACAGGGUCCAAGCAAAGUUAAGAUCAUGGUUAAUCCAGGGUUUUAUGUUAAAGAUAGGGUAUUAAGGUGUAAGGUCCUUUGCAGGUACAAAUCCACAGCCUAAAUAAAACUAGGAAACAUGUAUUAUUUCACUGUAAGAAGCCAAAUCUAUUUGAUAAUUAAUUUUAAUAUUCGUUCAAAUUUGUUUAAUCUA
This is a messenger RNA of Medicago truncatula (barrel medic), 2130 nucleotides long. RefSeq names its product IRK-interacting protein. NCBI's taxonomy places the organism in Eukaryota, Viridiplantae, Streptophyta, Magnoliopsida, Fabales, Fabaceae. The record is from RefSeq and is a predicted model, not a curated record. The transcript is spliced from 2 exons. Bases 526 to 2040 code for a protein of 504 amino acids.